This is a messenger RNA of Rattus norvegicus (Norway rat), 6967 nucleotides long. The record is from RefSeq and is a predicted model, not a curated record. Lineage: Eukaryota; Metazoa; Chordata; Mammalia; Rodentia; Muridae.
CGCGACUCCCAGCGCCCCCCGCGCUCUCAGCUGGCGGAGCUGAAGAGGCUGCUUGCCAGCGGUUCACCGCCCCCCACCCUCACCCCAUCCCCGCGAGGCCUUGCUCAUAGCUUCUUCCCCUCUGGCCGAGGUUCCCGGCACCCUCGUGAGGAGGAACCCUGAACGCUGCAGGCGCUGCUGGGAGCCUGGACACUCCUGCACUCGCGCCCCUGUGGGGCACCUGCAGCGGCCUGGACCCGGGCCAGGACCCCUAGGCCGGCCGCGCCUCCUGGGGCCUCGCGGACACACCCCCUCCCGGUGGCCGCCUCCGCCCACCUUCAGUCCCCUGGGUUCCCUUCCAGCCCUGCGCCUUGUUCUCUUUCUGACCUUGCACUCUAAAGAACCUCAUGAGAGAGGGCGCAUCUUGAUUGGAUAAGAGUCCGUGUUUGCAGACUUUUAGGGUGGGUACACAUUCACCUUUUCAAGAGCCUUGUACCUAUUCGAUUAAUCAGCCUGGUGUUCCUUGUUCCAGCUGACGUGCUAUCUUUUAUCUCCCCACCGUCCCAUAUUUCCAAGGACAUUAAGUGGAGGGCACUUGGAAGCUUCUCUGGACCCUGACUUGGAGCUAGACCUAUUGGCCUCUUUGGAUCAUGGCUACAGUGAUAAACCCUCAGAUGGACGUGGAAGUUGAGGAGUGUCUCAUAAUGAAAGUGGAGAAGGACUCCGGGUGGGCAUCGGAGCCCAUUCUGGAAAGAUCAGACAGCACUGAAUGUGAAUCCUUUCGUAAAUGCUUCAGGCAGUUCUGUUAUGAGGAUGUGACAGGACCCCAUGAAGCUUUCAGUAAACUCUGGGAACUCUGCUGCCGGUGGUUGAAGCCAGAAAUGCGUUCCAAGGAACAGAUCCUCGAACAGCUGGUAAUCGAACAGUUUCUCACCAUUCUGCCUGAGAAGAUUCAGGCCUGGGCACAGAGGCAGUGUCCAGAAAGCGGAGAGGAGGCGGUGGCCCUAGUAGUACAUUUGGAGAAAGAGACCAGAAGACUUCGGAAGCAGGUCAGUGGCCCUCAGCACUCAGAGAAGCAAGCCCCACCUAGAACUGUGUGGGAAGUAGCUAACUAUGAGCCAGAGCAACUGGAGACCCAGCACAGGGUUGUUUCUCGGGAGGAAGCUGGAAACUUCCACUCAGGACACCAGGAACAGCUGAACCAAAAAAGGGAGCAUAGGCCAUUACCUAAGAAUGCUCACUCUUCUGUCUGGGCUCCUGUCCCUAGUAGUGAGUGGACCGCUGUAGAUGAGGAGGCGACAACACAGGAGCCAGUGAGAGAUAUCCACACGGUGAGAAGCUUUCCCUACAAAAGGAGUGUACAGCAAGUUCCUGCUCACAGAGAUCUCUACCAUGAAAUCAGGAAGGAAAGUGCAUGCAGCGUGGUUUCCCUGGGAGACACUGUGUCUGCACCUAACAAAAUAGCCCAGUUGGAACAAAAAAAGGAACCAUGGACUGUAGGUCUACAUUCCUCAAAUAAGAGGACUAGUGUCCUGCAAAGCAAAAUCAGCAAAGAGAAGUCAGUGCACGCUGUUCAGAUCCCAGCAAGGAAUGCAGGGAAAGUGUGGCGAGAGCAGCAACAGUGGGGUUUAGAAGAUGAAAAAAUUGCAGGUGUGCACUGGAGCUAUGAAGAAACCAAGACUUUUCUUGCGAUUCUCAAGGAAUCUCGCUUUUAUGAAACACUCCAGGCUUGUCCCCGAAAUAGCCAGGUGUAUGGUGCUGUGGCUGAAUGGUUGCGAGAAUGUGGCUUCCUCAGAACACCAGAGCAGUGCCGGACCAAGUUCAAAAGUCUUCAGAAGAGUUAUCGAAAAGUGAGAAAUGGUCACAUGCUAGAACCCUGUGCCUUCUUUGAGGACAUGGAUGCCUUGCUAAAUCCUGAAGCCCACACUUCGUCUACUGAGAGGCCAAAGGCCGUGAUCUCUCUCCCACUAAAGAGAACUGCUGUUAGUGCUAAAGAGCAGGUCAGUUUGGUGGAGGAGGAGGAAGGUGCUGAAGACUCUGAUGGCGAUGAAGUGGGCAUUGAGUUUGUACGCAAGUCUGAAAUCCGUGCUGCCCCUAUCUUGUUUCAAAACCUGAGUGGUGUGCAUUGGGGCUAUGAAGAAACCAAGACCUUUCUUGAUAUCCUUCAAGAGACACGAUUUUAUGAAGCACUUCAAGCCUGUCAUCGGAAGAGCAAAUUGUAUGGAGUUGUGGCUGAACAACUUCGAGAGUGUGGCUUUCUGCGAACACCAGAGCAAUGCCGAACCAAGUUCAAAAGCCUCCAGAAGAGUUACCGAAAAGUGAAGAAUGGCCAUGUACUGGAGUCCUGUGCUUUUUACAAGGAGAUGGAUGCCCUGGUGAACUGCCGUACAGCUGCCCUUCCCACCAACACCUCAGAAGAAAUCCCAUCACUCUCAAGGCAAGAAAGGGGACAUAUUGAGGUUGAACCCCAAGAGCCUACAACCUGGGAACCUGAGGAGAGCUCACAGGAGGCGGUGUUAGAAGAUUCUGGCAGUGAGAGAAUGAGUGAGGAGGAAAUUACAGAAGAGCCAGAAUUCGAAGGAUCUGCAGGCCUGCCGCAGAGCCCAACUGAUUUUGAAAUCGGAAAUAUUAUUAAGGAAGCCCCAACACAGGUAAUAUUUAAGGACACAGAGUCCCAUAGAGCAUUAAUAGAAAAGCCUAAAAGAUUUGUUUCCCAGAAUACCAACCCCAGUAAAUACGGUAAAAGGGAGUGCUUUUCAGGAAGACACUGGGAAAACCUUCAAGGAGUUAGACAGGGAAAACUGAUGUCUCAACCUAGAGAUACAGGGAAGGCUGUGGUGCAUCAGAGGCCUUUUGUGGGAAGGAGACCAUACAGACUUCUCAAAUAUGGAGAAAACUUUGGAAGGAGUGCCCGCCUUGUGUGCAGGAUGACCCACCAGAAGGAGAAUCCUUAUAAGUGUGGUGUCUGUGGAAAGUGUUUUGGUAGGAGCAGGAGCCUAAUCAGACACCAAAGAAUCCACACUGGGGAAAAACCUUUCAAAUGUCUUGAUUGUGGAAAAAGCUUUAAUGACUCCUCAAAUUUUGGAGCCCACCUGAGAAUCCACACUGGAGAGAAGCCGUACAGAUGCAGGGAGUGUGGGAAAUGCUUCAGUCAGAGCUCAAGUCUUAUCAUCCAUCAGAGAACCCACACAGGUGAGAAGCCCUAUCAGUGUGAAGAGUGUGGGAAAAGCUUCACCAACAGUUCUCACUUCAGUGCCCACCGCAGAGCCCAUACUGGAGAGAAUCCCUACAAAUGUGGGGAUUGUGAGAAGAGCUUCAAUAACUGCACAAGGUUUCGAGAACACCGGCGAAUCCACACUGGAGAGAAGCCCUACACGUGUGCCCAGUGUGGCAAACAUUUCAAUAAGAGCUCUUUCCUCACCAAACACCGGGAAAUCCACAUUCGAGAAAAGCCGCUGCCAUACUCCCCUUCUGUGUACUCCCCAGAGAACCUACUGAAAGCCAGGAGUGCCGAGCUCAGGAAGACCUUUUGACAGUGAGCUUGUCUUUCCACUCGCCCCUUAGCCAUCUAAUCCUAGUCCCGCUCUUGGAAGCAAUCCCUUCUUAGCUGUAAAUUACAGUUUCCAAGACAGGCCUGAGAAUAGAAAUAAACUAAACUUCUCAUCUGUUCUCACCUCAUAGUCUAACAUGCUCAAGCUGCCUCUCUCCAAUGAGUCUUGGCAAUUUUAAUAAAUUCAGAAUAAAUUUCUCACUAGAAUGUUGAGGCUAAUGCAUAAGUUGUCUAGCAACUUUCAAAACUCUUACACAUGGUUGAAUCCAUAUAUUUUCAAAUAUAUGAAUGGUGGAAAAUUUUUAUGGUGUAUCUGUCACCCAUAUAAGAUCUUGGCAGCAACUUGACAAUAGAUUUUCAUGUCUGGGUAGAACUUUUAGGAGUUUAAUAAGAACUGUAUCAGAUCCAUCUUGGUUUUGAGGGUACAAAAGGAGAGUGAAAGUUUUAUACCUUCCUUCCUCAAGAAGUCUGUAUCAAGAAGUUGAUCCAAAUAGCGAGGGUCUAAUUUCCUGUGCUGUUACAGAAAUCGCAUUGCUAAUACCUGUUCUCCACCAGGACGAGCACCUGCUCACCCUUCACCUCCCUUUCUGUUCCUGAGGACUUAACUCCAGUGGCUGCUGCUUCUCCAGUGACAAACGAUCCUUGUAUAUUUAUCGCAAGUCUAUACUUACCUCUUAAUCGUUCUGGGUGCUCUUGUCUGACUCUUCUGGGCUACCUUAACCCAUGCAGAUGGGAGAGGAUGCACACUGGUGCUGUCUCAUAAGAGACAGUCAGAUUGCAAACUCUAGCUCUACCCAUCAUUUCUCUGACUCUUAACCUAGAGCAAAACCAGCCAGUAUGUUGGCAUAUUUCAAAUAGCUUAGCUCUACAUGUCAAUGUAAUAUAAUAGUGUUUCUAAAAGUUUAAGGCUGUAAGGAAGAAGAUAAGACCUGAAGUAUUUAACUGACUCUUUAGGCUUAUUUUAGAUCGAAGAGCUACCUCAGUCCAGAUUACACUUCCAGGGUUAACUGUUACACUACUAGUCUCUGGUUCUGAAGUUUCUAGUUCCUGUUUAUAGGAUCAUAAACCUGACUAUAGAGUCCUGAAUAAUUACACCACUCUAUAUUUCACUCAGUGGAAGUGAAGUUACUUAUAAACUUCCACUCUGCCACCUUAUUUUCCCCAUUGUCCUAUUCUGAAAAAAAUAAUUGAUAAUUCCCUGGCAUUAACUAGGUAUAUAUUGUCAGAAAGUUUCUGGUGGGGAAAUACUCAUAGACUUACCGAUGAAAUUCAGGAAUCUGAUCUUCCCAAACCAGUUACUUAACAUUGGGGCCCGUGGUGUUCAUACCUUUAAUACAUAGGUAACCCCAUGUAGCUUUUCUUUGGGGAGGGAGAAGUCCCAAGAAUAGUGGAAGGAGAACCAUAGUCAGGUGUUUCUAGGUUCUCCUCAGAUGCUCUCAUUGAAAACAUCUAGAGAUGAUAUUUUUAUGUGAAUAUAUUUGAGUCUUUUGAGACCUAUUCAGCAAAGUAUCAAAGAGGGUAGACAUUGUAGAAAGAAAAGUGCUUUAUGGUGCCAGCGUAGGAUAUAGCCUGUUGGAAGGCAAGUGACUCAGGUAAAUGCUCAUAACUGUUUGUGAUGUGUGUUUGUUGGACAUGUUAUAAUUGUUGACAACUUAACAGUAGCUAAUAUCCUGUGUAUUGUCUGAAAUAGAGACUCCUAAUGGUACAUGCAGCUUCAUGUUGGUACUGUGCCUAGACCAGUAAGAUUGUGUGGUGCCAGUGGACCUGUGCUUAUAAUUGUAUAGAUGUUCUGGAAUUCCAGCUCUAGAAAAGAUGCACAUUAGUCUAAAUUGCCACUUAGUAACAUGUACACAGGAUUAAUACUUAUAUGGAAGCAUGAUUCAGAAAGUAGAUGACGUUCACCAAUACUUAUGCACUGUUAUGUAUAAGACCAUGUUUUAACCACAGGGAGGAAGACAAAAAUGAUGGGGGUCAUGACUGUACUCCACCUAGUAAGUGUUAUGGAAGAAGAUAAUCUAGUUAACUCCAUGGUGGUGUGGAAGGUCAGUCACCCCAUCUAGAGGAGUUGCAACCACAUCCUAAAGACCGUCUAUAAACUGCAAAUAGAAAACCAGUUUGGACACCACUUUUUGACACACUUUCCCAGCAUCAGAAAAGAUUCAGGGCCUGUUCUGUCUCCACUACCACAAAGUGAUUAUCUCCUGUGUCUAAGAAACAGUGGGGAUGAGGUUUGGGUUCCCCACCUAUAGUUCUAAUCAUAAACAAUUUGUUGGGAUGUGUAUUAAUCUAGUGGGCCUUAUCUCAGUUCUUAGACAGAUCUUCCUAUCAUCUUAAACCAAGGUGCUUGUUUAUAUGUUUCUCUUGUCAGCUGAUGUGUGAAAGUUAGAGUAGUACAUUGAGUAAUACAUCUUUACCACAUCUCUGUAAUGAUCAAUAGAUCUCAAUACCAAGGACUUCAAGGAAGAAAAGGAGUUUUUAAAAAAAAUGUUACACUGUGAUUUUUAUAACUUUCUGCUUCUCUCUUGUUCUGGCUGCUGGAAAGCUCAACAAAACAGUCCAUUGAGCCAACUACUUACCCCAAUUUAUUUUACUCUGUCAUAUUGCUUUGGAGAUUGUUUCAAUCCUGUUUUUGAACAAUGGUAUAUAUAAACAGAUUCUUUAUUUUUGGGCAUUCUGUCAAGGACAUUUAGAAGUUGUUCCUAUUUCCUGCAUAGGCUUUCAUUGAUUUCCACAAUACCUCACUAAUUUUUACUGAAGAUUUUGUUUCAUGUUCAACCUAAUUCAUUCAUCUGGAAAGAAACAUGUUUUUGAAAAAAGAAAAAGAAAACUCACAUAUUAAACAGGUCAGGGCAUCCUGCCACUGAGGAAUGUGUAUUAGACCAGAACCCAAAAGAACUACUUCCUGGAUAUUAACCUGAUAAAUUAUAACUUCUUUGUGAAUAGUUAACUUAAUUGCCAAAAUUGCAGGGAUGAUCAUGUUCAUGGAGCCAUGAAGAAAUAGUAAGGCCAGACUCAUACCCUAGCUGUCCACUGAAUGCCAUCUCUGGCACAUUGAGUCCAUCUCAUACCUUAGAAAGAUGACAGCAGCGUCAGCCCAAUUUCCUCAGAAAGAAGAAAGGACAAGCCACUUGUGUUCAGUUGCAGGAAAGCCCUUCCUUCUCUCCAUCACUCUGAGAGUCAAAGCUGGGUAGGUAGAGUGUUUUGUGCGUUCUGGUGCUCAGUGAUGGACAAGAUUCAUGGAUUAGGAAACUAGGAAAACCCCAGUGGAAAGAGCAGUUGAGUGGUUUGUGUGAUCCAAAGCCUCCACCUCCACCUGAAUGCACUCCAAGUGUAAAUGGACCUCUGUCUUUGUUUUGUAUUAAUGUUCACCUAGAUGUCUUCUUGAAAGCUUGUAUGUGAUAUGCCUACAAUAAAUGGGCUACCUUUGGUUUGCUAUAA